AUGGUGGUGUUAUCCAGCAGCCGCCAUGCCUUGUGGCGCUGCGUGUUCUCUCUUCUCCUGCUGGUGCAUUCCGCGGUGGCAUACAGCGUGAUAUCGGACGACACACUGAGAGCGCUCCCUAGACCUGGCGACGACUUUGACAUUCAUACUGGAAAGCUUCUCUCGCCUAUACUGAUCCCACGAGUUCCUGGAACGCCCGGCUCUACGGCCGUGCUCAACCACUUCAAUGACUUUUUCCAAACCAGCCUCCCCGACUGGAAAAUCGAGUUCCAGAACUCGACGUCAAAGACACCAGUGAGCGGCGACAAGGAAGUGCCAUUUGUCAACUUUAUUGCAUACCGGGACCCGCCGUGGGCGUCCAAGGGCGACGUGGGCAGAUUGACUCUGGUCGCCCAUUAUGACAGCAAGUAUUCCCCCGAAGGGUUUAUUGGUGCCAUCGACAGCGCUGCGCCGUGCGCCAUGAUCAUGCACGCCAUGCGAAGCAUCGAUGCUGCAUUGACCAAGAAAUGGACUGAAAUGGGGGCCCGGGGCCACUCGAACCUUGACCUUGACGAGCAUACAGGCAUUCAAGUGCUCUUCCUCGACGGCGAAGAGGCAUUUCAAACCUGGACCGAUACAGAUUCACUAUACGGGGCGCGCUCUCUGGCCGAGACCUGGGAAGACUCCUAUCACCCGGUCAUGUCGAACUUUAAAACGGAGCUUUCGUCGAUUACAUUGUUUGUGCUUCUUGAUCUCCUGGGAGCCAAGUCCCCUACGAUUCGCUCGCACUUUCCUACUACCCAUUGGGCUUAUCAAAACAUGGGCAAGCUAGAAAACCGCCUCCGGGAACUUGGAGAGCUCAGAUCUGCACCACCCCACGAGGAAAAAGCGAAGCGAAACGAAAUACGAUGGCUAGUCGAUGUCGAGGCAAGCGAGCGCCAUGUUACUUCCCGGGGCGGUAUAUCAGACGACCACCUCCCCUUUAUGCACCGCGGAGUCGAGAUUCUGCAUUUGAUUGAUUUUAAUAGCGGAUCUGGCUUCCCGAAGGUCUGGCACACCAUGGAGGAUACCGGAGAAAACCUGGACGGCCCUACAGUCGAGGACUGGAGCAUGCUGGUCACGGCCUUUGCGGCGGAGUGGAUGGAACUCGAUGGGUUCUUUGAGACCACCCCGUCCGCUCGCUCGGCGGAUUUACAUAGUAGAAAAACUGAAUUGUAA
This is a messenger RNA of Talaromyces rugulosus, 1197 nucleotides long. RefSeq lists its product as uncharacterized. Lineage: Eukaryota; Fungi; Ascomycota; Eurotiomycetes; Eurotiales; Trichocomaceae. Gene Ontology annotation, molecular function: zinc ion binding; glutaminyl-peptide cyclotransferase activity. The transcript has a single exon. The coding region runs from base 1 to 1197 and encodes 398 amino acids. The record is from RefSeq and is a predicted model, not a curated record.